UGAGGCAUUAAUUUCUAUUUGAAUAGUGAAUGCGAGUGACGCACUAAAAGUUCAAACUAAACAGAUUACGACUGUUGUUCGCGGUUCUUAGAAAUUUGCAAAAAGAAAUUAUAAUAAUUGCGAAAUUCUCUACGCUUUUAUAAUUAUUCAAAACGCACACGUGUGGUAAAGAGAGCAAUAAGUAAAAGAGCCAAAUAAGUAAUAAAAAGAGCGCAUCAUUCUGCUGACUAUAGCCGUUGUUGCUAUUGUUGUUGCCUCCGAACUGUGCGUUGCCGGCCGGCCGGGGAGUACAAAGUACACGUCACAAGCGCGCUGUGGAAACGGAAUUCGGUGAGCACACAACAUCACGAGAUACGUAACGUAUGCGCACUCGCCAAAAGCAUAAAAGCACAAACAAAAAAUUUGAAAACCGAUUAGUGAUUCACGGUUCGCUUUAGCGGCAAGUUGUUGGCUGGUGAUUCGCGUUGGUUGCCAUGGGCUAUGACGAAGUCAUUACGAAGUUGGGCGACUUUGGCCCCUAUCAGAAAAUCAUCUAUCUGCUAAUCUGCUUGACGUCCAUACCUGUGGCAUUUCACAAGCUUGCCGGCGUUUUUCUGCUGGGUAAGCCGGACUUUCGUUGCGAGUUGCCAUUCGAAGCGCGCAAUAGCAGCAGCAGCCACUAUGAGCUGGAUCCGCAGCUGCUGAGCGCAGCCUUUGCUGCCCAUGAACCCUGUACCUACUACAACUACGACUACAGCAAUGAGACGGGCUUCAGACGUGCCGAGAAUGCAACAGCUCAAACCUGCAGCAGCUAUGUCUACGAUCAGUCCAAGAUCUUAAAUAGCGCCGUUACGGAAUUCGAUUUGGUGUGUGGCCGGCAGGUGCUGGCGGCUACAAGCGAUUCCAUGUUCAUGGUCGGCGUGCUGCUGGGCAGCUUUGUCUUUGGCCAGCUGAGCGACAAGUACGGACGCAAGCCCAUCUUCUUUGCCUCGCUGGUGAUACAAGUGAUCUUUGGUGUUGUCGCUGGCGUCGCACCGGACUACUUUAGCUAUACGCUGGCGCGUCUGAUAGUGGGCGCCACCACUUCCGGUGUGUUUCUGGUUGCCUAUGUCAUUGCAAUGGAAAUGGUGGGUCCUGCCAAGCGCCUGUAUGCCGGCAUCUUCGUCAUGAUGUUCUUCUCGCUGGGCUAUAUGUUGACCGCAGCCUUUGCCUACUUUAUACACGACUGGCGCUGGCUGCAGAUCGCGUUGACGCUGCCUGGACUCUUCUUCAUGUGCUACUAUCGCAUUAUACCCGAAUCUGUGCGCUGGCUGUUGUCCAAGGGACGUCAGGAGCGCGCCAUUGAAAUUAUACAAAACGCUGCGCGCUUUAAUCGCGUGGAGAUCACGGAUGAGGCGCUGCGUGAUCUGCUGGACGAGGGCGUCAGCUGCAAGCAGGAUCCAAAGCUGCAGCAGCAAGCGGUUGAAAAUAAGCCCGCAUCGGUUUGGGAUCUGCUGCACUAUCCGAAUCUGCGCCGCAAGACGCUGGUCAUCUUCUACGAUUGGUUGGCCUGCACUGGCGUCUACUAUGGCAUCUCUUGGAGCACUAAGAAUCUAGCUGGCGAUGUGCUUACCAAUUUCGUCAUCUCCGGCGCUGUUGAGAUACCCGCCUACAUUUUCCUGCUGCUCACGCUCAAUAGAUGGGGUCGUCGCUUCAUCCUCUGCAGCUGCAUGUUGCUCUGCGGCGUCACCUUGCUGUUGACCAGCAUUGUGCCCGAGCACAUGUCCUGGCUAAUCCUAACGCUCGUCAUGGUGGGCAAGCUGGCCAUUACUGGCUCCUACGGCACCGUUUAUCUCUUCUCCAGCGAACAGUUUCCCACUGUUGUGCGCAAUGUGGGCAUGGGCGCCGCCUCGAUGGUCUCGCGUCUAACGGGCAUACUGACGCCCUAUAUAAACAGCUUGCACACCUAUUGGACGCCACUUCCGCUGGUCAUCUAUGGGGUACUGGCUCUUACGGCUGGUUUACUCUCGCUGCUGCUGCCGGAAACGCACAACAAGCCCACGCUGGAGACCAUUGCCGAUGGCGAGAGCUUCGGCAAGAAGCAACGUGGCGAUGCUGGCUUGGAGGCUGGCGGCAAGGAGCUGCAGCCGCUGAACGAUGUAAAGGCCAAUGGCAAGGGCCACAAGUUCUAAAUAUUAUAAUUUUAACUAUUGCUUUCUUGGCCCUUCGAAUGCCCCUGAAUGCGGCAAAUAGUUACUUAAUUUAGUUUAAACUAUUUAGAAAAUUUUUCAUUUACUUAGUUCCACGUAAACAAAAAGACAAAGUAUUAUAUUUCUCUGAAAUCUCAUAUACAUGCCAAAAAAAAAAACACAACAAUUAACAAAAAAAAAUGACAACAGCACAUUGCUUCAUUGAUGGCAUUUAGCUUAACACAGUGGCGUAGCCUAAGGGGGGCGUAAGUCGUUGCAUUGUGAUCCUUGGCGCUCUCUCCCUUAAACUCAAACAUUCGGCUAGACUUUAGUUGUAACCCCCCCUAACAACUAAAACACUGUAUUAAUUUUACAUACUAUAUUUUUUACUAUUUGUGCGCAAUCUUUACGAAUUUGUGUUAGUAUAAUUGUGUCUGUUUCAAAAAACAGUCUGAACUUGUGUACUUGUGCUUAUCUCUAUGUACUGACAAAAACUAUUUGCCAAAGUAAAUAAAUUUUGAAACCUUUUUGCACUUAACUGCCGUU
Messenger RNA from Drosophila busckii, 2693 nucleotides. RefSeq names its product organic cation transporter-like protein. Gene Ontology annotation, molecular function: transmembrane transporter activity. The transcript has a single exon. Bases 474 to 2150 code for a protein of 558 amino acids. Gene Ontology annotation, biological process: transmembrane transport. The record is from RefSeq and is a predicted model, not a curated record. Gene Ontology annotation, cellular component: membrane. NCBI's taxonomy places the organism in Eukaryota, Metazoa, Arthropoda, Insecta, Diptera, Drosophilidae.